Messenger RNA from Gracilinanus agilis (Agile Gracile Mouse Opossum), 792 nucleotides. RefSeq names its product phospholipase D family member 6 (gene PLD6). NCBI's taxonomy places the organism in Eukaryota, Metazoa, Chordata, Mammalia, Didelphimorphia, Didelphidae. Gene Ontology annotation, cellular component: mitochondrion. Gene Ontology annotation, biological process: piRNA processing. The record is from RefSeq and is a predicted model, not a curated record. The coding region runs from base 1 to 792 and encodes 263 amino acids. The transcript has 2 exons. Gene Ontology annotation, molecular function: RNA endonuclease activity producing 5'-phosphomonoesters, hydrolytic mechanism.
AUGUGGCGGUUGCGCUGGCAGACGUUAGGCCUCGCGGCUGUGAGUCUCGGCUUGGCUUUGGAAACACUGGGCUUCCUGGUCGGUUGGUUGAGGCAGCAACGGCGACGGCGGCAUCGCCCCCCGCGGCGAGAGGUGCUCUUCUUCCCCUCACAGGUGACCUGUACCGAGGCCCUGCUGCAGGCCCAGCGGCAGGGAGGCCCUCAGGGGGCGGCGCCGGCGCCCACAGCUGCUGGGCCCGACUGCCGGAGGUCGCCUGGGGCGACGGCGGGCGCGGCCGCCUCGGCCGCGGUCGCUGCGGCCCAGACUACAGCGUCGUCGGCGGCCUCGAGCUGCCUAUGCCCGCUCCCGCACGGGGAGAGCUCCCUGAGCCGCCUCCUGCAGUACGUGUUGUCAGCCCGCAGCAGCCUCGAGCUCUGCCUAUUCGCCUUCUCCAACCCGCAGCUGGGCCGCGCCGUGCAUUUGCUGCACCAGCAGGGCGUCCGCAUCCGCGUGGUCACCGAUUGCGACUACAUGGCCCUCAACGGCUCUCAGAUCGGCCGCCUCCGCAAAGCUGGUAUCCAGGUACGACAUGAUCAAGGUGCUGGUUACAUGCAUCACAAAUUUGCUAUUGUGGAUAAGAAGAUGCUUAUUACUGGCUCUCUCAACUGGACCACACAAGCUAUUCAGAACAAUAGAGAGAAUGUUUUAAUUGUUGAGGAUGAAGAGUAUGUGAGACUUUUCUUGGAAGAAUUUGAACGUAUUUGGGAGGAGUUCAACCCUGUAAACUAUACUUUUUUCCCUCAGAGAAAGUGA